AUGUUAAUUAUUUCGUUGGUAUUUGGUGAUAAUGUGGCCAAAAAUAGUAAAAAUGGAGAAAUAAAAAUUCGAAUGAAGCGACAGUUUUAUGGUUAUGGUACUUUUCCGGGUUUUUCAGUAUUUCCAUUUUUCAGUAUAGGUUGGGGUCAUUUCGAUGACUGGGAUCAUAUAUUAGGAUGGGAAAGUCCAUGGAGUUAUUAUAAUUGUUAUGUCUGGGGUGGCCAUCAUAAUAGAUGGUAUAGCCUUAAAAGCUAUGGCUAUGGCUGGGGAGCUCCAUGGUAUUUAUUUGGACCUCGUUUUCUGAUAGGGCGACGAUUCUGGAAGAAACGUUGGGAAAGCUGGAGUGGGUUUCAUGAUGUCUGGUUUGGUUGA
Messenger RNA from Acanthocheilonema viteae, 372 nucleotides. NCBI's taxonomy places the organism in Eukaryota, Metazoa, Nematoda, Chromadorea, Rhabditida, Onchocercidae. The record is from the annotation of a GenBank genome assembly.